This is a messenger RNA of Zophobas morio, 870 nucleotides long. Its product is annotated as Golgi SNAP receptor complex member 2-like. NCBI's taxonomy places the organism in Eukaryota, Metazoa, Arthropoda, Insecta, Coleoptera, Tenebrionidae. The transcript has 9 exons. Bases 178 to 819 code for a protein of 213 amino acids. Gene Ontology annotation, molecular function: SNAP receptor activity; SNARE binding. Gene Ontology annotation, cellular component: endoplasmic reticulum membrane; ER to Golgi transport vesicle membrane; late endosome membrane. Gene Ontology annotation, biological process: vesicle-mediated transport; vesicle fusion. The record is from RefSeq and is a predicted model, not a curated record.
AUAGGUAAACUAAUAACUCGUUUUGGAAAGCACCACUUUUGCUUUUUGAAGUUGUCUUUAGUAAGCCUACUUACUUUUUUGUAUGAACCGUAUUAUGCGUUAGCAAUUUGAGCAGUAGCCUUCCACUGUGCUUAACCGCAAUUUUUUUUGGAUCUAUUUUUCAGAGAAAAAAAGAAAAUGGAAGGAUUAUACCAACAAAUCGUCAACGCUUCACAGAGCUUGCAUGAGAUGAUUUUAAAGUAUGAGCAAAAAAAAGAAAUUCCAACGCUUACCAAGGAAGCUGGACUGUUAAAAGAAUUUAACAACCUUCAAGAAGACUAUGCGCGCCUCACUGAGUACCGCUUUCGACAGAAUUUUGAACUCCGGGGCGCUUUUAAAGGCAAAAUGGAACAACUUAAAUAUGACUUGGAACUUUUAAAGAGUGCGAUAGAUCAAUUUCGGAGAAAAAACGAGAAUCUGCGUGCUUUGAAAACAAGAGAGGAGCUUUUACUUAAUCACAAAUUCUUUCCCGUAAGAAAUCAGGAAACUUCGAUUGGCAUAGACCCCUUUUCUAGAGAGUCAGAUCUUCUUGACGAGGCCCAUAGACAAAUGGAUGCCCUCCUCUUUCAAGGAAGUUACUUUUAUCAAAAUAUUAUAGAAAGUGGAAACAUGUUUAAAAAAGCACACUUAAGAGUUGUGAAUAUGAUGGGCUCUAUGGAUUUAUCGCAAUCUCUGCUACGUCUAAUAGAGAGACGGCAGGCCCAAGAUUAUUACAUCUUAAUUGGUGGGAUACUCGCCACAAGCAGUAUUGUAUGGGCGGCCAUCCACUACUUCAUGUGACAAAUUACUGGGAUGUAUUCAACAUACUCUUCCCCCAUAUAUGUGCGUUAA